Messenger RNA from Podarcis raffonei (Aeolian wall lizard), 1435 nucleotides. It is a transcript of the gene HADH, whose product is annotated as hydroxyacyl-CoA dehydrogenase. The transcript has 8 exons. The coding region runs from base 167 to 1099 and encodes 310 amino acids. Lineage: Eukaryota; Metazoa; Chordata; Lepidosauria; Squamata; Lacertidae. Gene Ontology annotation, molecular function: NAD+ binding; (3S)-3-hydroxyacyl-CoA dehydrogenase (NAD+) activity. Gene Ontology annotation, cellular component: mitochondrion. Gene Ontology annotation, biological process: fatty acid beta-oxidation. The record is from RefSeq and is a predicted model, not a curated record.
AGAAGAGAGCUGCAGGAGUGGCGGAGGCGGGGACGCCUUUAAGGCCCGAGCUCCCGCCCUCUUCCCCAUUCUCCUCCUCCUCCGCCUGGGCUGCAGAGGCUCCUGCUCGGCGCGCGGCUCCGCGGCGCCCACCCCCUCGACCCUUCCUGCUCCUCCCCGGUUCGCCAUGGCCUUCGCCACCCGCCCGUUCGUGCGCUUCUCGUCUGCCACCGCCGCCGCCAAGAAACUGGUGGUGAAGCAUGUGGCGGUGAUCGGCGGCGGCCUCAUGGGCGCCGGGAUCGCCCAGAUUGCUGCAGCCACUGGCCACACUGUUAUAUUAGUGGACCAGUCAGAUGAAAUACUGAAUAAAUCCAAGAAAGGAAUCGAGGAUAGUUUGAAAAAGCUGACAAAGAAAAAGUUUGCAGACAAACCUGAGGCUGGUGCUGAGUUCAUUGAGAAGACCUUAAAGAACCUGACCACGAGCACAGAUCCAGUCUCUGUAGUCCACAGCACUGACCUCGUAGUGGAAGCCAUUGUGGAAAACUUGGCAGUAAAAAACGAGCUCUUCAAAACAUUGGAUAAGUUUGCACCAGAGCAUACCAUAUUUGCCAGCAACACUUCAUCAUUGCCCAUCACAGAGAUAGCCAAUGCUACCACGAGGCAGGAUCGCUUUGGUGGCCUACAUUUCUUUAAUCCGGUGCCUUUGAUGAAACUUGUGGAGGUUAUCAAGACGCCAAUGACCAGCCAAAAGACUUUCGAGUCCCUCAUGGAUUUCAGCAAAGCAUUGGGGAAGAAUCCGGUCUCUUGUAAGGACACUCCUGGGUUUAUUGUCAACAGGCUCCUUGUGCCUUACCUGAUGGAAGCAGUUCGGCUCUUUGAGAGGGGAGAUGCAGCAAAGGAAGAUAUUGACGUUGCCAUGAAGCUCGGGGCAGGCUAUCCCAUGGGCCCGUUCGAACUCCUGGACUAUGUUGGUCUGGAUACCAGUAAAUAUAUUAUAGAUGGGUGGCAUUUGUUAGAGCCAGACAACCCUCUCUUUGCUCCAAGCCCGCUGCUGGAUAAACUCGUAGAGGAGAAGAAGCUGGGGAAGAAGACUGGAGAAGGAUUUUACAAAUACAAAUGAACUUGGCCAUGUUUUUCCAGAGUUAAGGAUAACCUCCUUGUGCCAUUUGGAUGUACUUGGAAUGCUGCUUAAUCAGGGCUUUUAAAAAGAAGUAGUCAACACUACUAUAUAAUCAAAAUGCACAGUGUGUCUUGAGGCAAUUGUUUUCCCGGGUUAAUGAUUUUCUCAAUCUAUGAUUCUGAGAGCUUUACAUUCUCAAAGUGCCUUUCUUUCAUAAGCUCCCUGUCUCUAAGGCCAAAUAAAUGGGGUCUGAGUUAAUAAGACUUGUAACAAGCAUCCUGUUUAAGAGGCGGACACUUGAAUGCGAAUAAAAUACUCCCCAGAUCAUCUUGAUAA